This is a messenger RNA of Funneliformis geosporum, 156 nucleotides long. NCBI's taxonomy places the organism in Eukaryota, Fungi, Glomeromycota, Glomeromycetes, Glomerales, Glomeraceae. The record is from the annotation of a GenBank genome assembly.
AUGUUGGCUUAUAUGAGACAAACUGUAAUGUCAAAAUGUCCUGUAUUCUCCAGUUUGUUGACCGUACUUGAAGCGAACCCUAUCCCACAUUCAGAUGUCAAUAGUUCAUUAGAGGUUGAAAUCAAUACGAUACCUCUUUUGAACGCUAAAAACUCG